Messenger RNA from Bicyclus anynana (squinting bush brown), 4645 nucleotides. RefSeq names its product protein wntless-like. NCBI's taxonomy places the organism in Eukaryota, Metazoa, Arthropoda, Insecta, Lepidoptera, Nymphalidae. Bases 1026 to 2660 code for a protein of 544 amino acids. Gene Ontology annotation, molecular function: Wnt-protein binding. The transcript has a single exon. Gene Ontology annotation, cellular component: organelle membrane; endomembrane system. The record is from RefSeq and is a predicted model, not a curated record. Gene Ontology annotation, biological process: Wnt signaling pathway; Wnt protein secretion; intracellular protein transport.
AAAGACAACUGACAAUCAGUGAAAUACGCAUCAAAGAUAAUUAAUGAUUAAAUGAACUUACCUGUAAGUGAAGUUCUAUCAUUAUUAACUAUUUGACUGUUGUUACAAUAAUAUGAGCCGUGAUAGCCCAGUGGAUAUGACCUCUGCCUCCGAUUCCAGAGGGUGUGGGUUCGAAUCCGGUCCGGGGCAUGCACCUCCAACUUUUCAGUUAUGUGCAUUUUAAGAAAUUAAAUAUCACGUGUCUCUAACGGUAAAGGAGAACAUCGCGAGGAAACCUGCACACCAGAAAAUUUCUUAAUUCUCUGCGUGUGUGAAGUCUGCCAAUCCGCAUUGGGCCAGCGUGGUGGGCUAUUGGCCUAAACCCUCUCAUUCUGAGAGGAGACUCGAGCUCAGCAGUGAGCCGUAUAUGGGUUGAUAACGACGACGACAAUAAAAUAUGAAAUUAAUUGAAUUACAUUCUACUUUUUAAAAUCAGAUCAGUGGUUUCGAAGAUUACCUUACAAAAGAUUGUUACAAACUUUACCUCUUUAUAAUAUUAGUAUAGAUGUACUUGGAAAUAAGAUUCACUUUGGCACAAUCGCCACUCCAAACGUAAAAAAACAGUUUAUUUUAGUUUUUGUGAUAUAUUCAAUAAUAGCUCAUAACCUCAUAUUAAUAGAGUACUGUAUUUAUUAGUCCGUUAAGAAAACGAAACGUAUUCCUUAAUAUUCUGUAUUAUGAAUCAAUGAAAUUAUAAAUCUAUGCACUUACAAAUAAGAUUCACUUUUGCUUAACCGCCACUCCCGUUUUUAGGAUGCAUUCAAUAAUAGUUCAUAAUUAAAUGAUGUUAAAGCUGUGGUUAGAGCAUAUAUUUAUUUGCCUAUUUAAAAAACGAACGAACGACGAUAGCAGCCACAGAUUCAUGAGGCAUGAGUGCACGUUUCGUUUUUCUAAACACCUAAUGUUAGUUAUCUGAGAUACACUUCGUUCAUAUUUCACAGACAAACUGAUUUCUGUGUUCGUUUAAAAACGCUCAGCUCUAGUAAAUGUCAUUCUGUCAAUUAGCGUCGAACCGUCGGUUUCAAGUUUCAACAACAAUUGAUGGAAUUAUAUCCAUAGAUGAUACAUUAUAUAUAUUAUAUCAACUAUUCGCUAAAACGCGUAAAAUGGUGGGGACUAUAAUUAAAAACUUGAGCGGGCGGAAACUCACUGUGUUAGUGACAUUUCUUUUGUUGUGCCAAGUAGUAUGUUUCCUAAUCGGUGGUUUGGUCGCACCCGCGCCUGUAAACGCACAAAGUAUUCUCGGAACCGUAUGUAAAGAUACAUCUAUUAUGAAAAAUGACACAACGAAGUGGUAUUACUAUCACGGCGCGGGUAAAUGUGAGAAGAUUGACCUUAACAGCAUUCAUCAUGAGGUCUCGGAGCGCGACAUCGUCUAUGCAUUUCAAAUGCUGGUGCCUCGAGAGUCGUUUACUUACGAAUAUUCAAGAUGGCAACAGAAUUUGAUAGGCGUUUUACAAGUUGACAUACUCUACCACCCCCAAAUGGAAGCGACACCGCGGAGGUCGAUCAAGAUAGACGCGCGGUUGGCCUACCGAAACAAAGGCGACCCGGACGACGCUUGGAAACUGUACACACAGUCGAGGGAAAAGAGAGUUCUAUACUGUGACAUUGAUAAUAAAUUUGCAAAUUACUUGUACACCUGCUCAGCUGUGCCCCUGUUUGAACUUGGUUCACUUUACCAUGACUAUUACUUACUAAACAUACGGUUACCAGUCGAUAAGCCUAACAUGAAUGUCCAUAUUGGUCAUAUACAAAAUCUGUGGGUAACCGUUAUCAACCAAAACAGUGGCUUUACCAAAGUGUGGCUUUCACUAAAAACUGUAUUCUUUCCAUGUAUCAUUGCAAUACUCGUCUGGUUCUGGCUUCGGAUUCAUAUUUUGGAAAGGAAGCCUGUCCUACUGGAAAAGAUGUUGCUAAGUUUAGGCAUAGCAUUGUGCUUUUUGAAUGCACCAAUAGAAUAUUUGACUUUACAAUAUGACCUGCCAUUCAUACUGCUGUUGGGGGAUAUUAUACAAGGAAUAUUUUAUGCAAUGCUGUUCUCGUUCUGGCUUGUAUUUGCCGGGGAACAUAUGCUGAUCCAAGAUACAUCGGCUCAGAGCUCUCUUAAACAAUAUUGCCGUCAUUUGAGUGCUGUUGCUAUGGGAUGCAUUUCUCUUUUCAUAUUUGACAUAUGUGCCAGGGGAGUUCAGUUGCGGAACCCGUUCUACUCUAUCUGGGUUACAGAUUUAGGCACAAACUUAGCGCUGAAAUUCAUCAUACUGGCUGGCAUCUCAACUGGAGUAUAUUUUUUGUUCUUGUGUUACAUGGUCUGGCAAGCAUUCCUAAAUAUAUCUCAGAGACGCCAGAGUUUACCUUCAAUGAGCAUUUACAGAUUUAUGUUUAUGAUGUUGGCUACAUUGCUUUGCGCUGCCUUGACUGUUAUUGGUUUUAUUUUGGGACAAGUGGCUGAAGGACAGUGGAAGUGGGAUGAAUAUAUACAACUUGAAUAUACUUCAGCAUUCUUCACAGGUGUAUAUGGAAUGUGGAAUAUAUACAUAUUUUCCCUGCUGAUACUAUAUGCGCCGAGUCACAAGCUGUGGCCGGCCAGUGAAAAAUCUUCAGUUAUCCAGAAUACAUAAAUCAAUAAGAUAAUAUGCAUUUGCAAAGCGGGAUCGGUGUGAAAAUAAUCAGCUCAUUUUCCCUGUUGGCGAAUAUUAUUUCGGCUAAGAUUCUAAUGGGAUUCAAUUACAAGUUAGUAAAAUAGGUACACAAGAUUUAGAGUACAUUUUCAUUUCUGUAGUGUUCUGAAAAGAUUCAUAUUAUUAACAUGAAACAUUUAUCUAUUCAUUUAUUUCUACUCUGUAGAUAAUUGGUUACAAAAAAAAAAUUAAAUGUUAAUUUAAUAUUUUUAGGACUUCCCUGGCUUUCCCCAGUUUUCCCCGCUUGGGCCGAUUGAGGUUUUCUUAAUUGUUUCAGAACUGUGAUCGUGGGUGGUUUCGGCCGUGAUUAGUAACCACCCUACCGGCAAAGGCGUAGAAAUAAAAAUUGAAUAGGAAUAUAUUAGUAUUAUACUUAAUAUUUUGAUUGCGAAAUAUGCAACGAUUUUUUCCGAUUAUCGCAAAAAACUACAGAGUAUAGUAUAAUUAUUUCAUUGUGUAGUAAUGGACGAUUUCCCUUAAGUUAAUAUUAUAAUAACAUUAAAUUAUACAUAACAUUUAUUAUCGUAGAUACAUAGAUUAACAUACGUUCGCUGUAAAGUUUCGUACAUCUAUAUUGUAAAACAACGUUGCCCAACGCAAACGUUCGUUGGUAAAGCUUAUAAAAUCGUAAUGUAUAACAAUUUCAUAACUCCGUUCACGAGCCGUCGGCGAGUGCUCGUGCGUGUAAAUCUCUUACAUUAUACACAUCAUUACGGAGAAUAGGAUACGCCUGCGCUUUGAACACAUGAAAUGCAUAAUUAAACUAUAUCUAGGUAUAAAAUCUUGGUGUAGGUGCUUGAAAAUUGUUUGUAAGAGUUUUCUUCCGGGUUGAUAAAUGAAUACUAUGAUGAGAUCAAAAUAAACUAUUAAAGAAAAUGUGUGAUAAGAGAUGUGUGAAAGUAAAUUAUAUUAUUUGUAUAAUCAGACAAACGUGGUCAAGUGGGAUUCGGAUUUUAGUGAAGUUUAUAAAAUGAAAUGUUGAGUAAAACAGGGAGGACUGUCGUCACCUAGGCUCUUCAAUAUUUAUUUGAAUCAGUUGAUCGAGAAGCUCGAUAAGGCCAGUGUUGGAUGCUCGAUUGAUGGUGUUGCAAUUAAUAACAUUAGUUAUUCAGAUGAUAUGGUUUUUUGCUUAGCACCUCGGUUUGUGGUCUUAGAAAGCUUCUAAGAAUUUGUGAGGAAUAUGGUGGGGUAAAUGGACUCAGAUAUAACGCAAAAAAGAGUGAGUUCCUUGUUUUCAGAGGUAGUAUAAAACAAAACCAAGACUUUAAACCAAAUAUAAUGAGUAGUUCUCCCCUGAGACAAGAGACUGAGUUUAAAUACCUCGGUCAUAUAGUAACGGAUCGCCUCAGUGACGAUGGUAUCGAGCGGGAGCGUAGGGCGCUGUCGAUUCGAGGUAAUAUGUUGGCACGCAGAUUCUACAGGUGAAGGGUAGAAGUAAAGCUCACACUGUUUAGAGCUUAUUGCCAAUCCUUCUACACCUGUAGACUGUGGACCGAUACCGAAUAUACGCAGCGGGCCUACGACUUCCUACGGGUCCAGUACUAUAAUGAGCUGAGAGCGGUGCUGGGUGGCAUUACUGAUCUCCAGAGUUGUGACUCCAACGCCCUCCUCAGCACCUACGCGGGCGUACAGAUUAGCUCUCUGGAGAGCUUGGAAUGAUGUGCACACCUGCAGUCGAAGGCCACAUUUAUACAGUUUAAUAUUUAACUAACCCAUUGCUAACACUUUUUCAUGUACUACUAACACAUACGUAUUAAGAACUUUUUACUAUGUUUUUUUUUUCAAAUAAAUGAUAAUUAUUAUUGUUUAUUUUAUAUCGCUCUAUUUAAACCUACCCUUCGCUAAAGACUCCCGGUCUUAUUUAUAAACAUGGAUUAGAGGUUUUAAACGUCAAAUUCCUUCAAAGCAAAGCCAACUUUACACAA